AUGUCACAAGUCGAACCCAAGCUCCGCUUUCUCUCCAAAGAGGCCGCCAACGCAAUUAGACUCAAGGUAACCAAUGCCCUCUCCGACGCCAAGCCACCUAAACAGAACCUAUCCAAAGACGAACGCUCUGCUAUCCAGGACCUCCGACGUAACCAAGCCAUUCACAUCCUUCAGGCUGACAAGGGCAACGCCACCGUUAUCAUGGACCAAGACGCAUACGAUGACAAGAUCGAAGAGAUUCUCCAAGACAAAGACACCUACUCCAAACUCAACAGAGACCCAACUCAGGCCAACAAAAGGAAAAUCAACCAACAACUGCUGACCCUACACCGAUCCGAUGCACUACCCAAGGCACUCUACUUCCAACUCAGAUCGUCUUCAGCCAAGUCACCUAUCUUAUUCGGACAACCCAAGAUACACAAGCCUAACACUCCUCUCCGCCCUAUCAUCUCCACUCGUGGGUCACCCUGCUACAACACAGCACGCCAUCUGGCCAACAUCCUCCAACCACUCGUAGGCCAAACCCAGCACCAUGUCACCAACUCCAAGCACUUCAUAGACGUCGUCUCCAAAACCAAGAUCCGGCCCUCCGACACACUCGUCAGCUUUGAUGUCGUCUCCCUCUUCACCAGCGUACCUGUAGACCAAGCAUGUGACAUCAUCAAGCAACGCCUGAUCACCGACUCAGACCUAGCAUCCAGAACCAAUCUCACACCAGACCAGAUCCACGACCUCCUCCUCACCUGUCUCAACUCCAACUCCUUCAAAUGGCGCAACAACUACUACAAACAACUACAAGGAGCAGCCAUGGGGUCACCUCUCUCACCAAUCAUCGCUAACAUCUUCAUGGAACACUUUGAGCACCAAGCACUCAAGACUGCGGACAAACCUCCUUCACUCUGGCUCCGCUACGUCGACGACACCUUUGUCAUCUGGCCGCACAGCACACCCGACCUUCACCAGUUUCUCAACCACCUCAACAACCAGCACCCCAGCAUCAAGUUCACCAUGGAAACCCAACGCGACAACUCAAUUCCAUUUCUAGACGUUCUCAUCACUAAGACACCGUCUGGAUUCCCGUCUCACCAGGUGUACCGGAAACCUACCCACACAGACCGCUACCUCAACUUUCGCUCACACCACCACCCGUCCAUCCACCAAUCAGUCGCCAACACUCUCAUCAGACGAGCCCACCAACUCAGCGACAAGGCACACUUACAUCAAGAACUCAAGCACGUGACCAAUGCACUCACCACCAUCAACCACUACCCCAGAAGAAGGAUCAAGACUCAACCACCCAACCAUCAACCCAGCACCGACAGCACCGAAAACCCAUCCGAAACCAAGCCCGUCGCCACCAUAGUACUACCCUACAUCGGCAAGACUUCACACCGACUACAACGCAUCCUUCACUCUGCCAACAUCCUCGUCAGACACCAAUCCUCUCGAAAACUACACUCCAUCCUUCACUCUCAUAAGGACAAGCACCCAUCCAACAAACAACCAGGCGUCUACAAGAUCCCCUGCCACUGCGGUAAAGUGUACAUUGGGGAAACCGGCCGAGACUUCGACACCAGACUCAAAGAACACAAGACCCUCCACCGACGCACGCACGCCAUAAGUACCGCCGCACGCCGAGCGAACACUCACUCCUGA
Molecule: messenger RNA, 1656 nt
Organism: Lytechinus variegatus (green sea urchin)
Lineage: Eukaryota; Metazoa; Echinodermata; Echinoidea; Temnopleuroida; Toxopneustidae
Exons: 2
Coding region: 1-1656 (551 amino acids)
Source: RefSeq, a predicted model, not a curated record